AUGUGCUGUUGCGGACCGUUUGGAUUGCUCGUGGGAGCAGGCGUCACUGCGCAGGAGGCCAAUUUUAUCACUAGCUACAUCUUGGACAACUAUUUGAUUCCUCGGCCUAUGGACUCCCUUUUUGAUAAUAUAUUAUGUCGUGAGGGGCUAGAAAAGGUCGUCAUACCGGGCAAACUAAAGAGAGUUGUUGGUCCCACUUUUGGCGACAAGCUUUGGGAAAAUUCAUUAUGGGCUCCAGUGACUCUGCCAGAGAGUCUUUAUUCCAACUUGAGACCAGUGAUUCUGAGUUUUGUCCCUAUUAUUGGCCCGAUGGCUUUGAGCUUCAACAGUGCGGUUGCAAAAGGUAAUGGCUUCGAGAAGCGCUAUUACAGAUUGACUAGACUCAGAGAUCGUCAGAUUAGGUACCUGAUCAAAGAAAGGGAGGGAGAUUACUGGAGUUUUGGCUUUGUGGCUAACCUAUUAGAGAGUGUUCCGUUACUUGGCUCAUUUUUCUAUUUUACUAAUCAAAUUGGGGGGGCUCUCUUGGCUGUAAAAUAUUACAAUGAAGGCAGAACCGAGUUUUGA
Molecule: messenger RNA, 564 nt
Organism: Ogataea parapolymorpha DL-1
Lineage: Eukaryota; Fungi; Ascomycota; Pichiomycetes; Pichiales; Pichiaceae
Exons: 1
Coding region: 1-564 (187 amino acids)
Cellular component (GO): lipid droplet; prospore membrane; ascospore wall
Source: RefSeq, a predicted model, not a curated record